UUAUCCACAAUUUUUAACCUAAAUUUACAUAAUUAUACUCAUAUUACCUAUUAUAAUAAUUUAUUAUUCAUUUUGUUUAUGAUAUUUUAUUUAUUUGUCUGUUAAUUUAUAUUACUUUUGUUUUUUAUCUAUUUUGUUUGUCUGUUUGUUUAUCUAUUUAUAAAAACUUUGGCCCCCAUAUGAUCUCACUUCCCAUCCAGGAGCGUUGCGUGACCGACACAAAGAACGGCUGUGUAGGAGACUAGAAAAGCUUGCCUGUUCUAAAUAAUUAUGGAAGAUUAUUAAAGCCAGAAACUUGUUAUUUAGGCUCAAAAUCAUAAAAAUGGGAGACAGCCGUGCAGCUAUUUUUUUUUUCUCCUUUACCGUUACUUAAGCUUAAGUAUUUUUAUUGUUAAGCGUUACUUAAGCUUGAAGCAUGAAGGUGGGUGUGAUCAAUUAUUUUGAUAUCUUGUUUGUGUCAAUGUUUAGUUCUUUUUCACUCAGGUUUUGUAUUUUGCCCAUGCCGCUUGCUAAAUUUCACUGCUUUCGUGUUUUUACAGAACCCGGGUGGUAUUUUUAAACCACCAGAUUAAACCUUUUAUCAGUCAAAGUUUAUGUUUUGUUAUUUUUUAUCAAUCAUACAGUACUUUACUUCUUCUACAGGUUAUCUUGUGAGAGGUGAUUAUCAAAAUGUUUACCAAGCACUUGUCAUUUUUAUCCAGAGCUGUAAAACCAGCUUUUGAUAAGGCUAUAAAAGCUGGUUAUGUCCGAAGUUUGAGUAAGCUAGCUGCCAAGCCCCCAAGCAUCAGUUCUGUGACACCACUUAAGGCUGGUAGAGGAGUGGAAGUUGUCUGGGAUGAUGGGGAGAGAAGCAUAUUCCACAGUAGCUGGCUACGAAUGAACUGCUCCUGUGGUAAAUGCAUGCAGGCCGCCAGUGGACAAAGGACCAUCUCACUAAAAUACAUCCCAGAGCAUAUUUUACUGGAAGCAUUGGACAUUUCUGCUGAUUCCAAGGAGAUUUCUAUUAGAUGGAAGGAUGAGAACCACAACAGCACAUUCCCAUUACGAUGGCUUAAAGAGCACUCGUACUCCGACAAAGAUAUUGCUAUGCAAGGACUAGAAAGGAAACCCUUGCCAUACCAAGGGGAGGGAUCUCCUAGCAUGGAGUACAGAGAAAUGUCAGAUUCUGAUGAAGGCUUGCUGAAAUAUUUGAGGCAUUUAAAUGAGUAUGGCAUUUCAGUGCUGACAGGUGUACCUAAAAAUGUCCAUGUUACACAGGUGGCGAGAAAAUUUGGACCUGUAUUAGAAACCAUCUAUGGAAGGGAUUUUCAAGUUAUCAGCCAGCCAAAUCCAAUCAACAUUGCCUAUUCAGACGUGAAUCUCCCUUUCCAUGUUGAUCUGGCAUACUAUCAAUCUCCUCCCGGCCUGCAGCUUUUACAUUGUGUCAGGUUUGACAAGCAAGUAGUUGGCGGUGAAAGCAUAUUUUUGGAUCUGUUUGCUGUGGCUGAAGAAUUCAGGAAAACAAACCCCCAGGAGUUCAAUACAUUCUUAAGAGUUCCUGCUACUUUUCAAAAGAUACAUUUUGAGCGGGAGUAUCCGGUUUACAUGAAGUACCAGCGGCCACAUAUCGUCCUCAACCAUCGCGAUGAAAUUGUAGCAGUGACAUGGUCUCCUGCAUUUGAAGGCCCGCUGUUUGCUCGCGAGGAGGAUGUUGAGCCUUACUAUGAAGCGUACAGGAAAUUUGACAAGGCCGUGAACAAGUCUCCGCUCAAGCUUAAGUUAAAACUCAACGAGGGUGAUCUGGUGACGUUUAAUAAUAUCCGUAUGCUGCACGGCAGAAAGGCUUUUCAGCUAAAUGAUGGAGUUCGACAACUUGAUGGCUGCUACGUAAAUAUUGACGAGUUCCGCAACAAACUUGAUGUACUGUCACAAACCGUUGGGGAUGGAAGACUCUCCAAACGUGUUGGCAACGGCUGCUUCUUUUAGAACAUGAAAUAAUAACAUUUUAUCAUAUGUACGUUUAUCGUAUGUGUGUAUGUUUAGAACAUAAAAUAAUAAUAUUUUAUCAUAUGUAGAUAUAUGAUAAUUUAUAAUAAUAACUAAUUCUGGCAUACCUAAUAUAUUUUUUGUAUGUAGGUAAGUUGGUUUUGACAAGGGGACAUUCGUUUCCUAAUAAAAUAGUGUAUGUCAGUCAGACAGAGAA
This is a messenger RNA of Nematostella vectensis (starlet sea anemone), 2182 nucleotides long. Its product is annotated as gamma-butyrobetaine dioxygenase. The transcript is spliced from 14 exons. NCBI's taxonomy places the organism in Eukaryota, Metazoa, Cnidaria, Anthozoa, Actiniaria, Edwardsiidae. Gene Ontology annotation, cellular component: mitochondrion. Bases 670 to 1965 code for a protein of 431 amino acids. Gene Ontology annotation, biological process: carnitine biosynthetic process. The record is from RefSeq and is a predicted model, not a curated record. Gene Ontology annotation, molecular function: oxidoreductase activity.